CGAGGAGAGACGUCAAAAAUCAUCGCAUCAUGAUUCGUUGUGCAGUGUCAGUAAUCUUCGUUUUAGCAGUUGUGCCUGCUCUGGCGCAGCCAACCUGCAGACAUGUGUCUUCGUACCAUACUGUGUGCAGUUCCGUCGAAGGUAUUUUAACCGAAGUGACGGAACGCGGGGAAUAUGGUCGGUUAGAAAUAUUGGACUUUAAUUUGAUAUCGAUUAAACCUGGAGCGUUUAAAAAUCUUUCACUAGUAACUCUAAGCCUGUUUGCCGGAAAUCAAAUUUCGGAUUUGGAACCAGGCGCGUUCGCGGGCCUGCCGAACCUGAAAAAUCUGCACCUUGGAAACAACGCAGUGAGGCUGAUUCCCAACUUGUUUCAAGAAUUGCCUCGCUUGGAAAGAUUGUCCUUGGCCAAUAACAGGAUAACCUACAUACCGGAAGGGAGUUUUAAUGGACUAUCAGAAUUAACAAAGUUACAACUACAUCAGAAUCUGAUUGCGACGAUAAAUCAAACAACAUUUUCUGGUCUUUCGAAGAUAACUUCUCUCGAGCUAGAGGACAACAAGAUAACUAGUGUUGCUCCGAAAUCGUUUAAAAAUCUUAAGAAAUUAAAAUAUCUUCACUUUGACAGAAACAAUAUACGAGAACUAAAAGCCGAUACUUUCAAAGGUUUAAGUAAACUUCGUUCUCUGAGCAUUAAUGUCAACGACAUAGUAACCGUUCAUCAAAGGGCAUUCAAAGGAUUGUCUAAACUGACAACGUUAUCUCUCGAACACAACAAAAUAUCUGAAAUUCGAUCAGGCACAUUCAUCGGUCUGAGAAGUUUGGAAACUCUACAUCUUUAUAAUAACGAGAUUUCAGUAAUAGAAGUUGGUGCAUUCGAAGGCCUUUCGUCGGUGGUGGAGAUCACCUUGAGUGACAAUAAAAUCCAGACUCUGCCGAGUGGCUUAUUCGCUGGACUCACAAACCUGGAGUCAGUCUCCCUGAGGAAUAACACUCUAACUUCAGUUGAUCGAGCUGCAGUUCAGCUACCAAGUUCUGCGACAAUCGAACUAAUUACUGGAUAA
This is a messenger RNA of Diprion similis, 1061 nucleotides long. RefSeq names its product insulin-like growth factor-binding protein complex acid labile subunit. Gene Ontology annotation, molecular function: protein binding. NCBI's taxonomy places the organism in Eukaryota, Metazoa, Arthropoda, Insecta, Hymenoptera, Diprionidae. Bases 30 to 1061 code for a protein of 343 amino acids. The transcript has a single exon. The record is from RefSeq and is a predicted model, not a curated record.